AACCUCCUUGUGGUCCGUCUUUCAGGUGGGACGUUGUUGUAAGUGACUCUGCAGCUGAUGUAUAGUUCACACACCCUAGUCUCUGAGCUGGUGCGACUCCUUCACAAGGCCCUGGAGGCAGCACAGCAGGAGAAGAGGACCAGCAAACAGUUCCUGGCAGCAGCAGGGGAGCAGGAGCGGCUGGAACUGGUGCGGCACAAAGAGAGGUGUAUCGCGGACCUGGACGGCCGCCUGGAGGCCCUGCUCAAAGACAAGGAGGAGCUGGAGCAGCGGCUGGCCAUGCAGGACUGCCAAGUGAAUGAGCUGCAGCAGCACGUGCAGCUCAUGAUAGAGAAGAACAAUGCCAAGCAGGAAGUCAUCCUCAAGCUCUCCAAGCAGGUGGCCGCCUGCAUGGCUGACCCCCAGCGUACCGUAGCCAACUCCAUGGGCACAGAGACCUUCUGCAGGCUGCAGGAGAAGAUUGAGCACCUCAAGGACGAUAUAGAGGCGCACAAGAUCCAAAACAAGUUCCUCAACUCUGAAAUUUACCAGCUUACUAAGCUGUGGAGGAACAGUUCAGAAGAGGAGAAGGGCCUCCUGAUGAAGUGUGCCUACCUGGAGGCCAAAAACUGCCAGAUUGAGAGCAAGUACCUGGUCGUGCUGCGCAGGCUGCAGGAGAGCAAAGGGCUGGACAGCAGUCAGCAGGAGAUGGUGAAAAGGCUCAUUGAGGACUCACUGCAGGGAGACAAGAAGGAUGGCUUUAAACUCAACCCUGUCAGGUAAGACAGUACUGACAUUUCCAUACCGGGGUUUCACAGCGAAAACUUUUUUCCCCCCGGUUACUUUCUUGUUUUUUUGUUACUAAGUAUAUUCAAAUAUUUAAAAUGCAAUUCUAUUGCUAAACUGAUGAUGUGAUUGCAAGCUACACCAGUUCCAUUUUCAUAUAAUACCCUCAUA
This is a messenger RNA of Acipenser ruthenus (sterlet), 936 nucleotides long. Its product is annotated as TBC1 domain family member 2A-like. Lineage: Eukaryota; Metazoa; Chordata; Actinopteri; Acipenseriformes; Acipenseridae. The record is from RefSeq and is a predicted model, not a curated record. The transcript has 4 exons. Bases 58 to 762 code for a protein of 234 amino acids.